UUCAACAACGGAUCGCUCAAUGAAUAUAGCGUCGAAGAUUCGACGAAGCUUUUUCAGAGAGAAGGAGAAAAAACUUGCAAAUGGAUCAUCGAGCAGAAACGAAGACAGAGGCAAAGAUGAUUUUCUUGGAGUAACUGAUGAACUAAUCGAUCACGUCAGAUCCUUCACCAUUGACACAUUUAAGAGCUUCUCUCUGAACGAUGAAGAAGAAGAAGCGUCUGUGAAUCCUUUGAAUGAAGAAGGUAAUAGAGUGAGCUCAUCUGCUAAUGUGAAGAAGGAUUUAUCUAAUUGGCAGGAGAAACACGCCGUUCUCGUGUUAUCGAAAUCGAAGGAACUCUCUCAGCUGAGAUUUAAGUUGUGUCCACGUUUCUUAAAGGAAGAGCAGUUUUGGAAGAUAUAUUUCCAACUUGUGAGGAAUCUUGUGGCAAAAUAUGAGGUGCUAGCAAUCCAACAGGCCAGAAUUAAGAGGAUGGCAAUGGAGAAAGGUGAAACUUCAGAAACCAAGGGUGUAUAUGAAGUUGAAAUGUCAGAAACAAGACAAAGGUUGAGCACUGGACCUGCAACUCCAUAACUCGGUUUGCUAGUGUGACAAAGUUUGGGACAGUUUGGCUCACAAGCUUGGGUUUAAGAAAGUAUUUUGUAACCAAAAACAAAAUGCUAAAUGACAGGAGCUUCGAGCAGCGCUUGAUCGUGUUCAUGUGCUUAAGAGUGACAAAACCAAGUUUACACAUCUUUAGAGGAGUAAAUGAUCAUGUGAGUUUAGUAUCAGACAUGUUACAGUGUUGUUAAACGCUUAUGCAGUAAAAGAAUCAUUAUUUAA
This is a messenger RNA of Eutrema salsugineum, 820 nucleotides long. RefSeq lists its product as uncharacterized. The record is from RefSeq and is a predicted model, not a curated record. The transcript is spliced from 5 exons. Lineage: Eukaryota; Viridiplantae; Streptophyta; Magnoliopsida; Brassicales; Brassicaceae. Bases 20 to 571 code for a protein of 183 amino acids.